GUUAUGAAAUCUUUCUUGUUGAAGAAGCAGUGUUUCUACAUGCUGUGAAUUGGACGUAUAAUAUUAUAGAAAGAAUGGAAAAGUAGAUCUUCAUAGUGAAACUCCACAUUGAUUAACUUAUUUCCAUUAAGCUGGAAGUCAAAAAAGGCGUUUAAAAUGAGUGAAAUACAACCAACCUCAUACAUCCCGGGUGAGAUGGAUGGCUGCAGUGGUUCAGUGAAAGGGGAAUGUCCCCCAGAAUCUGGUCAGGAGGAAUCUAAUGCCCAGGAGGAGGACUCCAAGACUAGAUUCCAUGUCGACAGGACACUAAUUCCUUCUGCGGAACUCGCAGAAAUGAAUGAAGACAGUGAACUGGGGGAUCUCGGCCUGACUGUCUUCAAUCAAGAAGAAUUUGAGGAAGGUGUGAUGGCUCAGGUAGAUAUGGCUUUGGCUAAAGAAGAGGAAGAACAGCAGAAAAGGAAGCUUCAGAAGGAAGAGACAGACAUCAAAUAUGAUAUAGCUAAAGUUAAGAAGGAAGUCGAAACUAUGGACAAAGUUUUGUCAACUCUGGGAAAUGCAGCAGGAAACAGUCAUGUGAGAAACAGACUGGUCUCUGUCCAGAAUCAGAAGGAAAUUAAGCUAAGUCAACUGAAAACUUUGUAUGCAAGACAGCGAGCAAUACAGAUCAAAAUGAAUGGGACAUCAGAUAUUCCACAGGAUGUUUUUAAACAAGAUGGAGCUGCUCUGAACAAGCUAUUAGGACUGAAUUCUAAAUCUGAGACAGAAAAGGAAAAGAUGAUUCGACUGGGACAGAUGACUCCUUUUGGAACUGUUGUCUCAUCAUCAACAGACAAGGAUCCAAAAUCUGCAGAGGUAGUGGAAACAGUAAGAAGUAAAGAAUCUCCUGAAAGAUCAAAUUCUUCUGUCAGCCAUGGAAUGAAGGCUCAGGUAAAUUCAGCAGCUUCAACAUCACAAAGUACCGACAGAUCAGAAAACUUUUUUGACUCGAGAGACAAGAAAAAUUACCGGAAUGAUGUGGAGGGAGCAUUUUACAAACACAAUUACAGAAGUAAGAGGAGAUACUCUAGGAUAUCCAGUAAUUUCCGUGAAGAUUCGGCCAUGAGUGAUGAGGAGAACUGUUACUAUGACGACCCAGAGGGUGACUUGUCGGACGGGGAGGAGUACCGACCAGAGGAGGGGGAGCUCACAAGACAGAGCUCCGAGGACUCGGGACUAGAGGACGAACCAGAGAUAUCAAAAGAGAAGAAGGGAAAGAAAAAGAGGUCAUUAAUAAAACCAAAGAAACCGCCAAAAUAUAUGGUGUCAAGUGAGGAGGAGGAUUUUGCUGUGGCAAGCAAAAGGAAAAUUAAUCGGGACAUUGCAGAGCGAAAAGGCAAAGACGAUGGUGAUGAGGAUUUCUAUCACAGCCGUAUUGAGGAAUUUAACAAGCUUGAGAGGAAGAGGUUAAAGAAAGUGGAGAUGGGUGAGAUUGAGGAGGAGCUUGAUGAAGAACUAGAGGGAGGUCUGCGAGUACCAGGCAGGAUCUGGUCCAAGUUAUUCAAUUAUCAGAGAGUGGGUGUGAGUUGGCUAUGGGAGCUACACUGUCAGUCAGCGGGGGGCAUAAUUGGAGACGAGAUGGGGCUGGGCAAGACCAUCCAGAUGAUUGCGUUCCUGGCGGCCCUGAGACAGAGCAAAAUUGUCUCAAAACACUUCAAAUACCGUGGUUUAGGGCCUACAGUCAUUGUGACACCAACAACAGUGAUGUCUCAGUGGGUUAAAGAGUUUCACAAGUGGUGGCCAUUGUUCAGGGUGGCCAUUCUGCACUCCUCUGGAUCCUUCACUGGGAAUGAGGAGGAGUUGAUCUGGAGCAUUGUGAAGGAUAAGGGGGUCCUCAUAACUUCCUUCAGUACCCUGGUUAUCCACCAGGACAAGAUCCUGCCGUACGACUGGCAUUACGUGGUGCUCGACGAGGGCCACAAAAUUAGGAACCCCGACGCUCAAGUAACACAGGCAUGCAAACAGUUUCGGACUCCACAUCGAAUCAUCUUGUCUGGUUCCCCUAUCCAAAACAACCUGAAGGAGUUAUGGUCCUUGUUUGACUUUGUAUUUCCUGGAAAACUUGGCACAUUGCCAGACUUCAUGCAGCACUUUUCAAUUCCAAUAGUUCAGGGAGGAUAUGCCAAUGCCACAGAAAUGCAGGUUCAGACAGCGUACAAGUGUGCCUGUGUGUUGAGAGACACCAUCAAUCCAUAUUUACUGAGGAGAAUGAAAGCUGAUGUCAAAAUUAACCUCCCAAGUAAAAAUGAACAAGUACUGUUCUGCAGACUGACUGAUGAACAGAGAGACGUGUACCUAGAGUAUCUCCAGUCUAGGGAGUGUCAGGCUAUUCUGGCCGGGAAAUACCAGAUCUUUGCUGGCCUGAUCACCCUGAGGAAGAUUUGUAAUCACCCCGACAUUUGUACGGGUGGACCUAAGCUUUUCAUUGGUGAGGACACACAGGGUGACCCGUCCCUGGAGUAUGGCUACUGGAAGCGGUCAGGGAAGAUGAUAGUGGUGGAGGCACUUCUGAAAUUAUGGAAACAACAGGGACACAGAGUUCUACUGUUUAGUCAGAGCAGAGCUAUGUUGGACAUUUUAGAGUCUUUCACACAAAGUCGUAACUACAGCUAUCUUAGGAUGGAUGGUGGUACACCUAUCUCUUCACGGCAGGCCAUGAUAACCACUUAUAACCAGGAUCCCUCCAUCUACCUGUUCCUGCUGACGACCCGCGUGGGAGGGUUGGGUGUUAACCUGACGGGGGCCAACAGGGUGAUUAUCUUUGACCCUGACUGGAACCCCAGCACAGACACACAGGCCAGAGAGAGGACCUGGAGGAUUGGUCAAACCAAGCAAGUUACUAUAUAUAGAUUACUGACCUCCGGCACCAUAGAGGAGAAAAUCUACCACAGACAAAUCUUCAAGCAGUUUCUGACCAACAGAGUCCUAAAGGAUCCAAAACAGAGGAGAUUCUUCAAAUCCAAUGACCUUUAUGAAUUGUUUGAACUUGGAAGUAAAGGCAACAAAGAAGGAACAGAAACAGGGGCCAUCUUUGCUGGAACAGGGUCAGAGGUCAAGAGAUCAGAGGUCAAAGAGAGAGCCAAUCGGUUUGAUGUUCUGCAAGACAAGAAGAAGGCUGAAGCAAUGAAAGAAGAAGUGAAAGAAGAAGAGGAGGAUCCUUAUUUUGAUGAGAGUGAGAUCAAACGAAUGAGGGAGCUGGCAAAAAUGCUCAGUUGUAAACUAAUGAAAUCAAAGUCUUCUGAAAAAGUGCCAAGCAGUGGUAGUGCCAUAGCAAACAAUGCUGUGAGAAAUGGUUCAUUGGAAUCUAGGAAUCUUGAUCAGAUGAAGAGUGACAGUUCAGCUCAUGGAUCUGAGGAUUCAAAGGAUUCUGUUCAUAGUAGCAUAAUGGAGAGUGACAAUUCACAGUUACCAUCCACGAGUCAAGGGUGUUCCCAGAAAUCAGUCAGGCAUGACUCUAAUGACAGGGACUGUCAUGAUAAACAAAGUGAUAAAACCACAUCUAGUCUUCAUCAUCAAAACAAAUCAUCAUCUCAUCACAGACACUCCCACCAUAAGAAACAUCACAAGCAUCAUAAGCACAAGCAUCGGAAGAAGGUCCGAGACGCCGAAUUUGAGGGUAAGAAGAUCCCUCAUCUUGUGAAGCAGGACGUGUACAAACAGAACCAGGAGAAGGAAGAGGAAGAGAAGAAGAUCAUGGAUGAUUACGUUCUCCACAAACUCUUCAAAAAAGGUAUAGACACUGCCAUGAAGCAUGAUGUAAUUAUGGACCCUUCCAAGCACGACUACAUGAUCGUGGAGAAUGAGGCGGCUAGGGUUGCCAAGGAAGCUGCUCGAGCUCUGAAGAGGUCAAGGUCAGGGUGUAACUUAGCGAUUACAGGACUGCCUACCUGGACUGGCCAAUCAGGGGUCAAAAAGCCAAGGUUUGGACAGAAGAAGAACAGCAUUUUGGUAGACUCCACAAAGAAACAGGAGACACAACCUGCUCCUUCAGUGUCCACUCUGAAGAAAUCUAAUUCAGAGCCACCUGUGAAGCAUUUUGAUGGUUCUCUGGUAGGCAACGUGGUGAAAGAUCUAAAAACAGGACAAACUUCAUCCAGUUCCAUGACCUCUGACCUCUUAUUAAGCCAGAUGAAGAAGAGAAAUGAACUAGUGGCGACACCCGGUGAGGAGGAGGAGGAUGAGGGAGAUAACUCUUCGAGCACUGUGAUUGACUCAGACUCGUACAAACUCAUCUCAGAAAUUAAGAACUUCAUUCUGUUUGGGUGUAGUAUGAUCGGGAAGGCUUCCACUCAGGAAAUUCUGGAUGAGUUUGGUCCCAAACUUCCUCCGUCCAACUCUUCUCUGUUCAAAGCUAUGUUAAACAAAAUAUGUGUGUUUGAAAGAAACAAUGGCAUUGGGUUCUGGAAACUGAGAAAUGAAUUCCGUUGAAGAUUCAUGUACGACUACUUUAGUCGAAAUGCACAAAUUUGUUUUAAACCAGAUUUACAUAAUUAAUUUCAGGGAGCUCUUUUGCAAUAAUUCUUUAUUUUAAAGUUUGUAUUUUAAGGGUGCUUUGAAACAUUUGAUAAAUGUUUUUGCAAACUUAACUGAUAUGCAUACACUGCAUUUAUUUGGUGAAGUGUAACACAGCUAUCAGUAAAGGAUAUGAGGUUGUUUAUUUUUCCUAAAUGUGAGCAAAAACCAGUUUGACUUAAUUUUUAUACAGAAUUCCAUUGUCAAAUCAGGGAAAAAGUGUAUGUGUUCAUGAUUUGAUAAAAUCUAAAUGUACAUGUAUAUUAAAGGAUGUCAUGAUCAUAAAGAUGAUACAACUUAACAA
This is a messenger RNA of Saccostrea cuccullata (small rock oyster), 4852 nucleotides long. Its product is annotated as DNA excision repair protein ERCC-6-like. The coding region runs from base 157 to 4464 and encodes 1435 amino acids. Gene Ontology annotation, biological process: transcription-coupled nucleotide-excision repair. The record is from RefSeq and is a predicted model, not a curated record. Gene Ontology annotation, molecular function: ATP binding; ATP-dependent chromatin remodeler activity. The transcript is spliced from 22 exons. NCBI's taxonomy places the organism in Eukaryota, Metazoa, Mollusca, Bivalvia, Ostreida, Ostreidae. Gene Ontology annotation, cellular component: nucleus.